AUGGCUGAUAUUCAUGUAUUGGGCUUGCCUAAAAACGUGAAAAAACCUCGACUUGUUAAUUUACUACGGACAGUAGUGUUUGGUAAAAAACUGAAAUGUAAGUUUUGGAUCCGAGAAGCAUAUCCGUUGCCAAACUCUCAGUUUCAACAGGUGGUAGUUAAUAUAAGUAAAAGGAAUGAUGCAUAUAAGGCUGUAGACCUCAUUAAUGAUUUUGUGUAUUUUAACGGUACUGAGGAUUUUCAAUUAUCAGCUGUGAUUGUGGAUGACCAUGUACCACAGGAACAUUAUGAUGAACCAAUGCCAGAAGUACUUUAUGCAGAAAAAAAGCACAUUAGCAGGGAAAAGGAGAUAAGACAGAGCAACAAGCGUAAGAGGAGCCCAUUGAGAAAUAAGGAAAGAUCUCGUAGUCCUCAUUAUAGAAAUGAGUCCACUAAACUUGAUAUGGAGAUUGAACUGGUGCGAAAGCAACGUUUACUUGUGGAAGAAGAAAGAAAAUUACUUCUUGAGAAAAAGAAGUUGGAACUGUUAAAGGAGUUUGGUCCAGGCACUGUUAAAAAAUUAGAAAAGUAUGCCGCAGCUAUUGAAAAACACUCCUUGGAAGAUGAUGAGCCUCCAAAACCUCAAAUAACUGUUACGAAAAAGAGUGAAAGUCGUCGUGCCACAACAGGGUUGCCACUUUUUGUACUGCCAUGCAGGAUUAUUAUAAAGCAAAUGAAAACUGUUUUAACAAACCAUACAAAUGAAAAUAACAAGUUUGAACUAUUAAAAGCUUUGCGCAUGACAAUAAGAAAGCGCAUUGCAGAACUACUUCAAACUAAAACUUUCAUGCAAACUGGAGAAAUUAUCCAAUUGUAUAGAGAAACAUACCCCUUAGAUACUGAUGAAAAGUUAUUGCAACAACUUGAAGCCGAAAUAAAAGUUAACGCUAAUGUUGCCGAAGAUAAUAAAUCGGCAACAGAUAUUAAGGAGAAUGAUAACCCGCAAGAAAAAACUGAAGCUAAAUUUUCACCAGGAGAAUCCAAUAUACCCAACAUAGAAAAUAAGGACACAAAAACAGAAAUAAAGAAUGAUCUAUCGGAGAAAAAUGGUGAAGGAAACUGUGAAGAAAAGACAGUGAAGAAGGAGAUCAAAGAAGAUCUAAAUGUAAAUGAUGGACUCGCAAAUCUUGAUGGUGAUUCAAAGGAAAAAGAAAAUGCAAAAUUUAAUAAAACUAUGGAGGACAUGUAUGCUGAAUUGGACGAUUGGUUAGAAGAAGAAAAUAGUACAGACAAAAAAACUACUACCGAUAGCCAAUUGGUUGAUAACAAUACUAGUGCACAGAACAACAAAGAUGUUCCAGAUUUGAAGCAGACCCAAACAAUAGAAGAUCAACAAAGUUCUGAAGUUACUGAAGAUAAGAAAGAAUAA
This is a messenger RNA of Parnassius apollo (apollo), 1407 nucleotides long. Lineage: Eukaryota; Metazoa; Arthropoda; Insecta; Lepidoptera; Papilionidae. The record is from the annotation of a GenBank genome assembly.